Molecule: messenger RNA, 1173 nt
Organism: Nematocida major
Lineage: Eukaryota; Fungi; Microsporidia
Exons: 1
Coding region: 1-1173 (390 amino acids)
Source: RefSeq, a predicted model, not a curated record
AUGAUCGGCACAUACCAACUAGUUAAUAUGGCUAUAGGCGGAAAAGCAGCAGCAGCAGCAGCAGGACCCAGCUCACUCGUCUUCUUAUUUGGAAGCAGUCUUGCUCCCAUAGUUGCAUCCUGUGCUGUAACAAGUCUUCUAACGUCUAGUUCCACGUACAUGCUCUAUAACUGUUUUAAGAAGCUGAAUUUAACAGGGGAAAAACCACUCACAGAUAUAAUGCUAGAGCCAACAUUCAGCGAAUCAGUCGUGGAAAAGUACGGGAAAAUCAUGGAAAGAGCAGAGAAUCUUAUGAGAGGCGUAGAGCCCAGUGCCCUAACCGUUCUCGUAGUUCUUGCAGUUAUUUCCGGAGUAUUCGCAGCAGCAACAGCACUCGCAUACACAGUCCUCUACUCAGCCUCAAGAAUAGCGUAUGCAACGAGCAAAGUCCUCGAGAAGAUGGGCUUUGACAGCGUCAUAAACCACCCAGAGGAUGAAGAUGCAGGCCUAAAGAGAACAGAUACAGCAGAUGAAGAUGAAGAGUACUACAAUGUGAGUAUAAAUGAUGUUGGAAAAUACCAAAAUAUUUUCAAUAUUUCGAGCAGUAUCCUCUUAAAAGUAGCUGUUAUUUCUUCCUCCCUCGGCCUUAUGAGCUUCUUCUUCUUGUGGGGAGGAGCAGUCUUUCUGGGGAAAAUACUCCCAGAGCAGGCCGGAGAGAGUGUAAAGCCCCUUUUGCAGGUGCUGAAGGUGUACGCCCUCAUGGCGAUGGAUGCAGUGGGAAGUUCCCCCAGCGGAAAACGUCUUCCCGUUGCUUUGGUGAAGGGAUUUAUCGACUGGCUGGUUACUGUUGGAUUUGCGAUGAAAGUGUGUUUUAGUAACGUAGAGUACGUUAUAAGCACAGUUAUUUCCUUCAUUAUUAUCCUCGGAAUAGUCCCCACGUUCUACUCCCUCGCACGAAUAAACAGGUCAGAACAGACGCAGACACUGUCAACAUACGCUAUUCUGGCUGUGAAGGCUCUUUUCGCGCUUUUCCUCGGGGUUAUCACGCUCUUGGUGCUGCUGUACCCCCUUAGAGUAGCCACUCUCGUCUUCCCAGUGGCGAGAAAGGCUCUUCUCCAGGGACUCAGCAUCAUCGCAGGGAGUGCGAACAACACCCUCAGCAAGAUGGAGAACUUCUCGGGAAUAUCUGCAUAA